This is a messenger RNA of Drosophila bipectinata, 1202 nucleotides long. It is a transcript of the gene Neos, whose product is annotated as nuclear receptor coactivator protein neosin. The record is from RefSeq and is a predicted model, not a curated record. Gene Ontology annotation, molecular function: RNA binding. Lineage: Eukaryota; Metazoa; Arthropoda; Insecta; Diptera; Drosophilidae.
ACUAUAAUUGAUUUUAUUAUUCUGUAUUGUUUUGACAGUUCUGAGAAUAAAAUUAUGACAGAAACUUCAGGAUACAACAUAACAAAAGACCCAAAACUAAUAAAAAGCCGCGUUUUCUUAGGUAACAUUCCAAACUGUACACGCGAAGAGAUCGUAAGCAUUUGUCAGCCUUACGGAAAGGUUUUGGGAUCAAUGGUGCAGAAAAAUUAUGGAUUUGUACAAUUUGAAUCGGAGGAAAUAGCCAACAAAGCUGCAUCCGCAUUGCACAAGUCUAUAUUCAAGUCAAAACAAUUGACUGUAAGAAACGCCAGCCAAAAAGGAAAAGUGCCUAAUUGCAAUCCAAAUAAAAACUCGCCUCCAAAACCUCCGCCACAUGUAGCCGUUCAAGGGGGACUCGCCAUGUCGGCGGUGGAAGCUGAAGAUGCCCUUAUUAACGACUGCGAGAUUAUAGUGGUUAACAGGGAUAACACCGAAUAUGCAGAGAACAUUGAAGACCGUCUCAGGGGUUGUGGGAUGCGAGUGGAUGUGCUGUUCCCCAACGAGGACGUAAUGCUAGGCAAAGUGUUGGCCAAUAUCUCGUCACGAGGCUGCUUGUACGCUGUAGUCGUCACACCUCAACAUGAAGCCCUUAACAGCAUUACUGUUAAUAUACUUUAUGGGGUUCCUGCAGAGCACCGCAAUAUGCCGCUAGAAGAUGCCAUCACCCUGAUAGCCACUGACUUCAGGCUAAAGAAGCAGCGGGAUGCGGUGGUCACUCCGGCACAAUUCGUUCAAAGAGGACAUCGCCACCCAGAGAAAAUUCAGCAACUGUUAAACCGAUUAGCGGACAACCAUUUGUUGACUGCUUUGCAGUACGAGUGUGUCAUUAAAUACCUAGAAGACGAAAGGGAGGAGCAACUGAAGAAAGAGGUGGGUGAGGCAAAUGCCGUGUCAAAACUGAACGCUCCUGACCCGGAAAUCGUUCAGCAAAAAAAGAUCCUUAACAUAAUGAACAAACCAGAUGUUACCGACAUCAAAAGUAAUCUAUUGUAUUCUACUCUUGAUGCGGUUAAAGAGGACCACCGCCUGAUAGAGCUACUGUCGGAUCAACGUGUCAUGGCUGCAUUGGAGAGUAUUUACAACUCUGAUGUGUUGGAGGCUGUGUCAGAGUUUUUUUAAAAAAUUUUUAAAUUUGAAUCAAAUAAACUUCGCUCGUGUUUCAA